AACACCAGAAUGCAUGAGACGCUACCAUGUAUUGCCAGAAGUGUCGGACGCCCUUGAAGCUGGAUGGCUCGCUGGAGUCUCUCAACCCCGCCGCUUUCGACUUGCUGGUCGGCUCAACAGGUAAAUCACUUCCGGACCAGCCGGGACCAGCUCCUGCAUCUCGACCGUCCUAUCCGCAAGACCGACGAGAGCUCUACGACCGAGCCUCCAAGCAUGCCACCACCCCCGUCUAUCGCCGAUCGAUCCCGCCCCCCCGCCAGCCCGCCAGGCUGGGCCGCGGGGAUAGUGGCAACAUGUCCUUUGUCAUGCUGACGGAGUCCCAGGUUGGGCUACCGCAUGGCGUCUCCGGUGCCAACGGCGACAGCCCGUCCACGAGCAAACGCCCCGCCAACCCUCCGACUAAUGAUCGCGGGGCGGAUGAGGGAUCGUUCGCGGAGCAGGUCGAACGGACCAGCCGGUUGUUCGACAUCAUAUCCUCGCGCUCCGACAUUGACCACCCCAUCUGCACGGAAUGCACCGAGAUGGUCGUGGACGGCUUACAGCAACGACUGGUAGAUUCCACCAAGGAGCGGGACGCGUAUAUCUCCUUCCUGCGCAACCUGAACGCCUCCGUGCCGACGGCGGAAGAGCUUGAGGCAGCCCAGAAGUCCCUGCAGGAAACCCUGGACGCGGAACAAGCAGCCUUUGAGGAGCUCCUUGCGUUGGAGAAGGAAAAGGCGGCCUUGGACGAGGAGAUCGCCGGGCUUGAAGAGGAAUCGCGCCAGCUGGACCUGGAGGAAGAGAAGUUCUGGCGCGACCGCAACUCGUUUGCCUUGGAUCUGUCGGAUUUCCAGAACGAACGCGACGCCCUGAAUAUGAAAUACGACCAUGAUUCCCGUCAGCUGGAGAGACUACAGCGCACCAAUGUAUACAACGACGCCUUCUGCAUCGGGCAUGACGGCUUCUUUGGAACAAUCAACGGUCUACGGCUGGGUCGCUUGACGAACCCAUCGGUGGACUGGCCCGAAAUCAAUGCGGCCUGGGGCCAGACCGCUCUCCUGCUGGCCACCAUCGCCGACAAGCUGGGCUUCCAGUUCCAAGGCUACCAGAUCAAGCCGCUGGGCUCUACGUCGAAAAUCGAGAAGAUCGAGCAGCCCCGACCGUCUCCGGCCCAGUCCGCGCUGGGGGGAACGGCGACGUCCGCGGCCCCGAAGAUCACCCUCCUCGACCUUUACUCGUCCGGCGAGCUGCCACUAAAUCUCCCGUGGCUUCACCGCCGGUUUGAUGCAGGAAUGGUGGCGUUCCUGGAAUGUUUACGUCAACUAGGCGAAUUUGUGGAGAAGACGCCGACCCCCUCAAAUCGUCGGGGCGCCAACGCCAACGCCACGGUGCCUGGGUUGAAGCUCCCGUACACCAUCAAACGCGAUAAGAUUGGCGACGCCAGCAUCAAGCUGGGCUUCAACCAGAACGACGAGACCUGGACCCGGGCGUGCAAGUACACCCUGACCUGUUGUAAGUUUCUGCUGGCGCAUGCUAGCAACGUUGCUAGUGCCGGCUCCAGCAACUCCGCUGCGGUGGCCGCUGCGGCGGUUGCAGCAGGCGAGCAGGCCGGGGUGCCCGCGCCCAGCCCGACACCUCCUAAGUGA
Molecule: messenger RNA, 1625 nt
Organism: Aspergillus heteromorphus CBS 117.55
Lineage: Eukaryota; Fungi; Ascomycota; Eurotiomycetes; Eurotiales; Aspergillaceae
Product: beclin 1
Exons: 2
Coding region: 27-1625 (532 amino acids)
Biological process (GO): autophagosome assembly; autophagy; late endosome to vacuole transport
Cellular component (GO): phosphatidylinositol 3-kinase complex, class III, type II; phosphatidylinositol 3-kinase complex, class III, type I; phagophore assembly site
Source: RefSeq, a predicted model, not a curated record